Molecule: messenger RNA, 1485 nt
Organism: Dioszegia hungarica
Lineage: Eukaryota; Fungi; Basidiomycota; Tremellomycetes; Tremellales; Bulleribasidiaceae
Product: WD40-repeat-containing domain protein
Exons: 8
Coding region: 1-1485 (494 amino acids)
Cellular component (GO): Set1C/COMPASS complex
Molecular function (GO): protein binding
Source: RefSeq, a predicted model, not a curated record
AUGCAACAACUCCUCAACCCCUUCGCGCAGAAAUACCCCGAGGCGAACGAAGGCUCCUUCCAGACCGAAGCGGCAGCCAUCAAUUUCAAUCCGUCUGGACCAUACGCGGGGCACUAUCUCGCCGCGGGGAACUUUGACGGGACUGUCAAUGUCUGGGACGUCGAGACCAGGGGUGUGGCUAGGACGCUGAGAGGACAUGUGAAGGCUGUAGGAGGACUGAGCUGGUCCAGGAAUAACCGGUACCUCUUGACCGCCUCGCUCGACUCGACAUGUAUCGUCUGGGACCUAUCUGUCCUCCCUCAGCCCUCUUUACGGCCUACCAAUCCCCUCGGCGCCGGUUCCUCGACUGCAAGCUCCUCACACCAGCGAGUAGCAACCAUCAGGCUGGACGCUCCCGUCGCUACCGCGCAGUUCCACCCUCGUACGACGCUCGUCGUACUCGCCACGUUGACAUGCAACGAGAUUGUGCUGAUUGAUCGGCGAAAGGGCGGUGGGAAGUGGGUAUUGCAAGAUAUCACAGAGGCGGAGGUUGGACAGGCCGGCGAUGAGGAUGAAGCGGAGGGAUCGCAGAAGAAGGGAGCACUUUGCUGCGCCAGCUUCUCACCUUGCGGCUCUCGGAUAUACGCCGGGACGACCAAGGGGAAGAUCCUGACGAUAGAUCCUGUUACUCGCUAUGUAACACACCGACUACCAGUCACUGGCUCUGCUAUCCGAUCAAUCAUAUUUGAUGCUUCGGGCCGACAUCUCCUCACGUCCGCAACGGACCGCGCACUCCGCCUUCUGUCCGUCUCACCUGACUCGGGCGCCCUCACCGCCUCUCAUCGAUUCCAAGACCAGGUCAACAGAACACCAUGGCACGCUAUAGGCUUCAACCCCGAUAGCGAGCUCGUGAUGGGCGGAGCGGGGCACAAGGCGGCGCAUAACAUCUUUGUCUGGGACAGGGAGUCGGGAGUAUUGUUAAAGGUUCUGGAAGGGCCGAAGGAGUCUCUGGGUGACUGCGAGUGGCACCCUACAAGACCGAUCAUCGCGUCCACUACAACGUCGGGAGACGUGCAGAUCUGGCAGACGACCGCGCCGGACAACUGGGCGGCAUUUGCGCCAGGUUUCGAGGAGCUGGAGGAGAAUGUAGAGUACGACGAGCGGGAGGACGAGUUUGAUAUCGAGGACGAAUCUGAGCUCACCCGCCGAAAAGACCUGGAAGAAGAUAUAGAUAUCGACAUUAUGCGGAAAGAUGACUCGUACCCGCGACGACCAGACCCUAUCAUCUCCCUCCCACCCAAACCGGCCGGCGCGGCUACACCGACAGACGAGAAGAUGAUAGCAGCCGAGGCGGAGAGGGAUCAGGCGGUGAAGCUGGCGAGGGUCGUAUAUGACUGGGUCGGAGGCGCCGAGGGGGCCGGGGAUGGCGAUACAUGGGAGGGGUUCUAUCUCAGCUUGGACCUGAUAAGUCCUGAUCCAGAGCUGGAGGCCCUGUCUGUAGAAUGA